Pelagomonas calceolata is the source of this 648-nucleotide messenger RNA. NCBI's taxonomy places the organism in Eukaryota, Pelagophyceae, Pelagomonadales, Pelagomonadaceae. The record is from the annotation of a GenBank genome assembly.
GAGCCAAAACCUUGACACCUGCUGCCGCACGCGCGCGCCAAGACUUCUCUGACGCAAUUGACGGUCGAAUCACUGCCCUUGGGUAGUUGUCGCAGCGUCGAGUCGAAGAGAUUGUGCGUUGGCGUCGCGUAGACGCGGAGAUCUGCCCAGUUGGCUCCAGCCUUACAAAAGCGCUCCAGACCUCGCCGCCCACGGAAGUCGCGCCCCUCCAGACGCCGUCAGCGCGCCGCCGGACGACCAAGACACGAACCAAAGAAGUAUGUCGCGCUUCGUCGCCGCCAUACUGCUCUCCGCGAUCGCCGUGGACCGCUUUGUGCUGGUGGAAGCCAGGACGCACGUAAGCGCCACAAGGCUCCUCUUCCCGAACGAGCUCGUGCCGUCCUCCGAGAAUAGGGUGGUGCCCAGCGGGCCGCUCGUGGACCACUACGAGGGCGACGACGACAUCGUCUGCACGGUGAGCGAGCACGGCGCGCUGUCGCCGGGCUGCCAGCGGCACACCUUCAAGCGCGCGGCGCUCGACCUGCGCCGCCCGCACGCCGCGGACCACCACCCGAUGAUGGCGUAGAGAUACCCCUCCGUCUGUGUGUCCCCCGCGGCCGCCGCGCGCGGCCGCGGCCCCUCCUCUGAAAUUAACUGAUCAUACUUAUA